Molecule: messenger RNA, 2576 nt
Organism: Sphaerodactylus townsendi
Lineage: Eukaryota; Metazoa; Chordata; Lepidosauria; Squamata; Sphaerodactylidae
Gene: TBCC
Product: tubulin folding cofactor C
Exons: 1
Coding region: 235-1266 (343 amino acids)
Biological process (GO): tubulin complex assembly; post-chaperonin tubulin folding pathway
Cellular component (GO): cytoplasm
Molecular function (GO): tubulin binding
Source: RefSeq, a predicted model, not a curated record
CAGUAGCCAGUGUGGUGGUGAUGGCACCCUACAGCAACAGAGGCGGAAGCCAGAUACCAGCACCCCGUAUAUAAAACCUCAAUUCAGCACCCCCUGACUGCGGGAAAAAACGCUGCGUCUUUAAGAGCAGGAAAGACCCCGCCCGCGUACGGCAGGAGUGACCUAAAGGGCCAAUGGGCGUUCUUCUUAGUGCGAGGUGCGUGAAGCCGCUUUUGGGAACGAAGCGGGAGGAAGAUGGAGGCCGUUUCUGAGACCGUGGCUGAGGGUGAGGCUCUCUCGCUUGCCGCCCCUUCUGUUCCGGAGCGGCUCCACCAGCGAGACGCAGAACGGCGCGAGGAGGCUGAGCGGAGGCGGCGGGCGCGCGACGCACAAGCCGUGCAAGAGGAGCAGAGCGACUUCUUCUCCGCAGCCUUCGUCCGAGAGCGGGAAGCCAUCGAGGCGUUGUUGGGGCCGGAAUCGGACGAAGCUGCCGAAGCCGCCGCCGCCAUGAGGUUGGAGGAGGCGGCUGGGCGGCUGCAGAGCCUGCAGCGGCUGCUGACGGACUCGGUGCGCUUCUUGGCCCCCUACGAGGUGCGGCAGGCGCAGGCGACGUUGGCCAGGCUGCAGAGUGCCUUGUCCGAGCGGCGCCUGCAAGUGCAGCCCAAGAAACGCUUUGCUUUCCGGGCUCGCAAGAAGGAGUCCACCGCGGCUCAACAGCCUCCGAAGGUUUCCGCGUGGCCGCAGGCGUCGAGCGAGGCGGUCCUUGCUCCUUCUGACGGCUCGGCGGGUCCCGAGUGCGGGUUUAGCCGGGUCGAAGGACAGGAGCUACGGCUGGGCUCGGCUGAGCUGCUGCAGCGGGACGUGGUGCUGUCGCAGCUGAGCCGUUGCCGAGUGCGGCUUUGCGGCAACCCCAACACGCUGCUGAUGCGCGGCUGCCAGGACUGCACGGUGCUCUGCGGGCCCGUGUCCACCUCGGCGCUGGUGGAGGACUGCAGCGGCUGCCUCCUGGCCCUCGCCUGCCAGCAGCUGCGCACACACCAGACCACUCAGACCAGCUUCUACGUUCAAGUGACGAGUCGCGCCAUACUGGAAAAUUGCAGCGGCGUCCGCUUCGCCCCAUACACGUGGAGUUACGCGGGCAUCGAAGCCGACUUCGAGACAUCCGGACUCGAUAGAAGCAGGAACAACUGGACCCAAGUGGAUGAUUUCAACUGGCUAGCCCGGGAUCAGCCAUCUCCGAACUGGACUGUGAUGCCGGAAGAGGAGAGAGUUUCUGAUUUGAACUGAACUGGCAGCUCUUCAUCUGCGGCGGUUUCUGCAACUGCGUUGCCGAGGGUGUUGUUGCUACUUACUUGUGGUUGGGUUUAAGCAAAAUGUUGUAAUGAAGGUGCCAGAAUGUUUACUCCUGGUGGUGACACUUGAUUUUGUGUGACCAAUGGUGUCUGCUGAUGCUAACUUUCUCUGUGCUGUUCACUCUGAGGAUUCUGAUGUUCAUGCAGUGCCUGUCCUAACAGAGAUGCUGCUGGUUUUUGUUCUAUUUGAACAGGGCUUAACAUUUGGGUGAGAUACUUAAUGGCUGUGUGACUGCAGCAUACAUUUUAAAAUUGGUGGAAUGCUUCAUCUCUGCAUCAUCCUCUAGCAAGCAAAGUAAAAGCCUCCUUUAUCUUGCUUCUGGCUCACACAGAUUCCCUAGGGGCUGCAGUAGCAUGAAGUAUGGAGUACUGAGAAAUGUUGAUUCAUAUUAUACUUUAGUUCGUUUAUCUUAAUUAUGAGUAAUUUUCAUCUAUACUCUUUAUGGAUUAACACUUGAAAUGUAUACUGUGGAUAGCAUUCAUGUAUAAUGGGGUAAUAACUUAAAAAUACAGGUUAUUUGAAAAUGGCAGCAAUGUUAGAAUGUUGUUGGCUGCCCAGUCUUUCAAGUCAUUCAAAUUAUGAUUUGCUUUCUGGAUCAAACUUUAUAAGGACUUCAGUUUCAGAUAUUCUUAAUUCAGAGUACCUCUUUCAGAUUCUUUCCUUGAUUCCUACCAAUACAAUGAAUUCUACAAAACUCCACUGGUAAAGUAUUAUCUGAUGAUCAAUUCAAACUCAAGAAACACAUUCUGAUGUUGAACUUAUUUCAGUGCUGCUAAUACUUGCAAGGGGAAGCCAAAAACAUGCAUUGGGCACAACCCAAUCAAAGUUAGACAAAAGUCACUGGAAAAAAAGUUAAGCACAUGCUUAUUUUCCAAAAACUGCUUAUAGAACUGCAUAAUAAUUGGUUGUAUCCUUGAGGGUUCUAUAGCUGUCAAAUUAUUUUAACAUUUAGUGUGCUAUUUAAAACAAUACUUGCAUGUUUUAUACAAAUAUAUACUGUGUCUAGGCAUUUCACAUUUCUGUGUACUAUUCAUUCUGUGUUUGGUUAACAAGCAUUAAACUGGUUACCAAAUUUGUACCUCAUACCGUUAAGCAGAAUUGAUAUUGUCACUAUUGUCUGGAUUUUAUCCUAAUUUAACUUUAAAAAACACAUGGAAGGUACCUCAGUUGUCUUGUUCAAAUGUUGUUUUUACUCUUAAAUACCUCUCACGGUCUGUUGGAUUAAAAUAAACAUUUUCCUGUUA